Molecule: messenger RNA, 3113 nt
Organism: Limulus polyphemus (Atlantic horseshoe crab)
Lineage: Eukaryota; Metazoa; Arthropoda; Merostomata; Xiphosura; Limulidae
Exons: 9
Coding region: 54-2447 (797 amino acids)
Biological process (GO): pseudouridine synthesis
Molecular function (GO): pseudouridine synthase activity; RNA binding
Source: RefSeq, a predicted model, not a curated record
AGCCACUGGGGGGCCUUCAUUCGCGAAACUUAGGUCUAGUAACUCUCGUUAAGAUGUUCCGGAAAAAUUCGUGCAGGAUUUUAAAUAUGGCAGCCAAAUUGAAAUGGUGUUAUUUGAAUAAUCACGGUCUAUUUUCACAGUAUGUACAAUCACCGAUGCAAUAUACAUUGGUCUUACUUAAAAGUCCAAUGCGUGUUAUAUUUCCUGUUGCUGUUCGAUUUUUGCGUCGUAGGAGUUAUAAUGAGAAUGAGAAAUUAUCUGUUAUUGUUAACGAAGAAGAUAAAUACAAUUUUUCUAAUUCUGUUAUUACUCCUACUACUACUACUGAGAAGAGAAAGAAAUGUAUCUUUGUGGAAAAUACUAAAAGUUGUAAAAAUUCUGCUUUGAUGAAUAAUAUAUCUGUUUCUGAAUGUGAUCAUAACAAAAAUGUUUCUGUUAAUGAUUUUUUCGGGAUUGAAAGUGACAUUGAUGUGAAAUGUGGUAAGGCACGUGAUGAAAAUUUUAAAUGCAAGUCUGCAAGCAUUGAAAAAUUUGAAUAUCUUUUAAGAAAGCGAGAUUCUAAAGUAAGUGAUGAUAAAGUUAUCGAAACAACUUACGGGAGAGUUCGGUAUGAUAUUGAUAACAUGCCUCAUUACCAUGAGCAAGAUGAAGAGUAUAGUUUAUCAGAAACAUGUAAAACUGAAGGUGAAAGUGAAGUACUUUUAACAAAUAAUACUAAUUUACUAGGCAAGGAAAUAGAGUUCCAGCAAAAAAGUGAAGUAGAUGUAAUUAGUAGGGAAAAAUUCUCAUGCGAUGAAGGAAAAGGUAAUUGUGAUAAAGUAGUUAACUUUAAAAGCAACCUUUAUGAAGAUUUGGGGUUCAUUGAUCAAACAUGUUUUACUCAGAGCAUAUCUGAAAAUCCACAAUUAUCUGAAGAAAAAUCAAAUGAUGAUGAAGCUACUGUAAACCUUAUUGAAGAUCAGUAUUUUACAGCUGCAGGCUUGUACGGAAGAAGCAACACAGAAAAUACCAAAGAAUAUCUGAAGGAUGCCCAAAAUGCAACACCACAUACUUUGGAAUCUGCAUUAAAACAAGUAAAAAGUACACAGAAGACAUCCAUUAAAGAGCUAUUUGAACAAGAUACAUUACAAAAUAACCUUUCAACUGAGAAUUUGAAUAAUAAACAGAUGCCAAAAAAUAUUCUAAAUGAGUGCAGUACAAGAUUAGUUACAUGUGAAGAAAUGGACUCUUUCAUUGCAAAAACAAAGCAUAAGGAAACUACAAAAGAUUGUUCACAAAUUCCUUCAGCAGAUAAAUGUAUAGAUCUUCAUAAUGUUAUACAACAUGAAAAUAUGGCCAGUAAUUACAAUAAAACUGGUAUUAAAGAGCUUUGGACUAAUGUUCAUGUACAAACAAAAGAAGAAAAAGAUGAUUAUGAUGGAAUGUGCACCAGAAACAUUUUAGACAAACAAAGUACUGUGCCACCCAGUCUUCACAACCGUCAGUCUGCUUAUGAUUAUGUAAUGAAAGUGUAUAAAGAAGAUCUACAUAAAACUCAAAAGGAUAAAAAUGGGAAGAAAACAGAAAUAUAUGAUGAGAGGCUUAAUAGCAAAGGUUUAUAUAUCUUGAAAGACCAAAUUCCUAACUGGAAGGAAAUGCCUCGAGAUGCUGUUUUACAGAUUUUGAAAAAAAAAAUAUUGUAUAAUGACAGUGACAUUGUAGCCAUUGAUAAACCUUAUGGGAUUAUUUGUCAUGGUAAAGAAGAUGUUCCAGUAUUGUCAUCCUACCUUUCUGAGCUAGCUUUCCUUUUGGAUAAAUCCUCUUCUCAUUCAAAACUGUAUAUGGUCCACAGACUAGACAAAGAAACCACAGGAGUGAUGUUGCUUGCAAGAACUCAACAAAUGGCUAAUCAUUUGAAGAAACUAUUCCAUGAUCACAAAAUCACCAAAGUUUAUUGGGCAUUGACUAAGGGUGUUCCCAGUGUAAUGGAAGGAGUGAUUGACAUCCCUAUCAAAGAAGGAUCAGUGGAAAAUAAACGAAGAAUGGUUUUAAGUCCUCAUUUACCAGAUGAGUAUAGAUCACUGACAUCAUUCUCAGAGAAAGCUCGCCAAGCUGUAACUCAUUAUAAGGUCUUGUCAACUCAUGGCAAUGCUGCCUUGAUAGAACUGAAGCCCCAAACAGGUGUGAAACAUCAGCUUCGUAGUCACUUGGGGUUUGGCUUGAGAUGUCCAAUUCUUGGUGAUCACAAAUACUCUCAUCUGAGAAAACUAGCUCCUCAGCAACUUCCUGGUGAUAUGUUGGAUUUAUUAAAUGUUCGACAGAGUAAGGUUCGAGAUAUCCCAAUGCACUUGCAUGCUCAUAUCCUUGUCAUCCCUGAGGUAUUAAAUGGGCAAAACCUGUUUAUUCGUGCAAAAAUCCCAUUUCAUUUCCAAAAGAGCAUGCAGUUCUUAAAAAUUAAGAAACCUUGAAGGAAGCUUCAGAAUAAUUAUGAUGUAUCUCUUGAAUUGUUAUGGAUUAGGACAUGUAAACAAAUUAUAAUAACACUUCUCUAUCUUUGAGAAAAUACUUCUCAACUCAAAUAUAAUCUAUAAAUGUUUGGAAUGUAGAUUUAUUUUCUAAAUAUUGAAUGUAUGAUAUUUCAAUACUUUCUGAAAAAUAAUCCAACCAGUAAAUUAUUAACUUUUAAUGUAAGCAUAUUCCCAAAUAAAUCAUUUUAGUCAGAUGUUGAGAAUAAAACACUUCUUCUUAAAACCUCAAAAGUUGCACAUAACUAGUUAAUAAUGGUUAGAGACCAGAAUCAAAUUUUAAAUAUUUGUAUUAGUCCACCGGUGGUUGUUUAGUUAAUAGACUAAUUCAAACAAGCAUGUGAUAUAAAUUAUGAAGUUAGAAGAGUUAAUGUUUUGCACAUCAUUAAUCAGUAAGUUUCUCUAAACUUACAUCACUCGCAAUUACCAAUUUAUAGUUUUGCUGCAUGUCACAUUCAUGGAAAUAAAUAUGUUACAAGUUGCAGCUUACAGAAAAGAAAAUUUUGUUUUUGUUGGAACAUCUGUUGUACAUUUAGAAGCUUCUUUGUGUUAAAUAUUGUUUUAUUAAAAACUCAUACAUACAGAAAGACCAAAUAAUAAUAAUAAAAA